Lepidothrix coronata (blue-crowned manakin) is the source of this 3065-nucleotide messenger RNA. It is a transcript of the gene SLC7A3, whose product is annotated as solute carrier family 7 member 3. Gene Ontology annotation, molecular function: amino acid transmembrane transporter activity. The coding region runs from base 552 to 2441 and encodes 629 amino acids. Gene Ontology annotation, biological process: amino acid transport; transmembrane transport. The record is from RefSeq and is a predicted model, not a curated record. The transcript is spliced from 15 exons. Lineage: Eukaryota; Metazoa; Chordata; Aves; Passeriformes; Pipridae. Gene Ontology annotation, cellular component: plasma membrane.
GCACGGCGGGCUCGGCCUGCCCAAAGCGGCUCCUCCAGCCCGCAGAUACCAGGCUGAAGGGGAUGCCGCCUGCCAGGUCCAGGGUUAAGCAUCCCGGCGGGGCUUUGAAAAAGGCACAACCUUCCGCCCUUCCCAAACCCGCCCCCCGGGACACACAGAUGAAAAGUAAUUCCUCACCUGUCAGCUGGCCUCAUGCGAAGCGGGGAAGCAUGGGGGGGCUGAUGCUGCGGCAGGAGGGGAGAAGGGGGUUGGCCUGGGCUGCAGCAUGGCCAAGGACAGAGAAGGAGGAGCGAGGAGUCCUUGGGAGCAGCGCAGGAAGAAGCUUAGCUGCUGUCAAGGCUGGGGAUCACAAACAGCCCUCAUCAAGACUACCGACAGCAAUUCCUGUCCUGGCUUCCCGCUCCUUACUGCGGCCUCUGGGAAGAGCUACUUCAUCCCAGCGCCUUUGGAUCAGUAUGGGAUCAACUACACAGGAGCUUUCAAGGUGUGAAGAUGCAGUCCCUGCUGAGCAGGGCUUUUGAGCAGCUGAGCACUGCCCAGGAGAGGACAAGAUGUUCAGGGAAAAAAUGACCAGUAUUGGGAAGAAGCUGAUCCGCCGGCGCGUGGUGGAUCUGAGCUCCGACGACACGCGUUUUGCCCGCUGCCUCUCCACACUGGACCUCAUAUUCCUGGGGGUGGGCAGCACGCUGGGGGCCGGCGUGUAUGUGCUGGCUGGGGAGGUAGCCAAGGAGAUGGCCGGUCCCUCCAUAGUUCUCUGCUUCCUGGUAGCUGCUUUCUCAUCGGUACUCGCUGGACUCUGCUAUGCAGAGUUUGGGGCCCGUGUCCCCAAGGCCGGCUCUGCCUACCUCUACAGCUACGUCACCGUUGGUGAGAUCUGGGCUUUUACAACCGGCUGGAACCUCAUUCUCUCCUAUGUGAUAGGUACGGCCAGUGUGGCUCGAGCUUGGAGUGCGGCAUUUGACAACAUCAUUGGCAACCACAUCUCCACCUUCUUCGCCAACAAGACUGCACUGCACCUGCCGGGGGUGCUGGCCGAGCGCCCGGACUUCUUUGCACUAAUCCUGAUUGCGCUGCUUACUGCACUGCUGGCCUUUGGUGUCAGCGAAUCCGCCCUUGUGAACAAAAUCUUCACGGCGGUGAACCUGUUGGUGCUGAGCUUCGUCAUCAUCGCUGGCUUCGUCAAGGGGGACAUCAAGAACUGGCAGCUCUCGGAGGAGGACUAUGUCAACCUCACGCACCCGGACCGACAUGAUGACAUGAAAACAGCCUUUGGCUCCGGUGGGUUUGUCCCCUUUGGACUGGAAGGGAUCCUGACCGGCGCUGCCACCUGUUUCUAUGCCUUCGUGGGCUUUGACUGCAUUGCCACUACAGGGGAGGAAGCCAGGAACCCACAGCGUUCGAUCCCCAUUGGCAUCAUUGUGUCCCUCUUCAUCUGCUUUGUGGCUUAUUUCGGGGUCUCUGCGUCCCUGACUCUCAUGGUGCCCUACUUCCUUGUGAACAAGAACAGCCCUCUGCCCGAGGCUUUCAAGGCAGUUGGCUGGGAGCCCGCCCGCUACGCUGUUGCCGUCGGCUCACUCUGUGCCCUCUCCACCAGCUUGCUGGGCUCCAUGUUUCCCAUGCCCCGAGUGAUCCAUGCCAUGGCAGAGGACGGGCUGCUCUUCAAGCCCCUCUCCAACAUCAACGAUCGCACAAAGACCCCUCUGUUAGCCACCAUCACCUCGGGGCUCUUCUCAGCGGUGUUGGCCUUCCUGCUUGACCUGAAGGACCUGGUGGACCUCAUGUCGAUCGGCACGUUGCUGGCCUACUCCUUGGUGGCAGUGUGUGUGCUCAUCCUCCGGUACCAGUCUGGGCAGCUGAACUCCCCAAAGGCCAUGGAAAUGCUGGAGCUGAAUGGGAACGAGGAGGAGAGGGUGAUCAUGAAUCCAACCAUCACUGCUGCCAGUGCCCAGCAGAAAGAGACACUGUCCUGUUCAACACUCUUUAACCCACCUUCGGACACCCCCACUGCGCUCUCGGGGCGCAUCGUCUAUGUCUGUGUCUCGGUCAUUGCCACGGUGGUCACAGGCCUCUGCGUGUUCCUGACCUUCAGUGUGGCUGCUCUGAAGGACACCAAUGUGGGCUGCAUCGUGGUCCUGGUGCUGCUCCUCGUGUCUUUGCUCAUUCCCACCAUCAUCAUUUGGAGGCAGCCGCAGAGCAACGCGCGAUUAAACUUCAAAGUACCUUUCCUCCCAUUGCUGCCAAUCUUCAGCAUCUUUGUUAACAUCCUGCUGAUGGUACAGCUGAGUCCCGGCACCUGGAUACGUUUUGCCAUCUGGAUGGUUUUGGGUUUCGGGAUUUACUUUGGCUAUGGGAUUCGGAACAGUGUGGAAGGGAAAAAUGCAGAAGAAAAGCCUCUUCACCAUCCUGGCCUGGACCUCAGCCCUGGGGCUGCUGCAGUCUGAAGUACUAGGCACAAACACUCCAUGGAUCCCUGCCAGUGUUCCCGCUUGGGGACAAGAUCAUGAUCCGCACAGUGCAUCCAUCCCCUCUCCUAUAGGGAGUCCCAGAGUCAGGACUGCGGAGCUUGGUCAUGUGCUGCCCUUUCCCCUCACAGAGCAGAGGUCUCCAGGCUGGGUGGGAGUGCUGGUGGGCCAGGCCUGGUCUCUGUCCUGCUGAGGAGCAACAACAGUGGUACAGCCCUCCUACCACAGAAACUGCUUUCCCUGUGCACUGGAGGCCCUACAUGACGGUACAGUGGUGCAGUGGUACUUGUUCAAUCACGUUGCUGUGUUUACUGCCUCCUCUCUGGGGUUUCCAAGCGCUAGCUGUGUACAUGGCAUCCAUGUCCGUAGCUGGGCAGAGGGGCUUGCUAUGAAUCGUUCUGAUCCUCACGGAACUGCCAGCAGACCGGUACUCCCUGCCAGCACAGGACUGAGCUGGCCUGUGAUUUGCAUCCUCUACUUGAGCCUUGUGCUGCCCUGGCCAUGUUGCUUAGCUCCAGAUGUCCCCCCGCAGUGUAGCUGUACUGCUGUCCAACCUCACAUGUGUUUGUACAGUUUACGUUUUAAUGCCAGUUUUUAUACCUC